This is a messenger RNA of Dromiciops gliroides (monito del monte), 4215 nucleotides long. It is a transcript of the gene GCLM, whose product is annotated as glutamate-cysteine ligase modifier subunit. Bases 340 to 1161 code for a protein of 273 amino acids. Lineage: Eukaryota; Metazoa; Chordata; Mammalia; Microbiotheria; Microbiotheriidae. The record is from RefSeq and is a predicted model, not a curated record. Gene Ontology annotation, biological process: glutathione biosynthetic process. The transcript has 7 exons. Gene Ontology annotation, molecular function: glutamate-cysteine ligase catalytic subunit binding; enzyme regulator activity. Gene Ontology annotation, cellular component: glutamate-cysteine ligase complex.
GGCCCGGCCUCUCUCCCGCGGGUGACGGGUAACGGUUACAAAGCAUUUUCUCCCGCCGCCGUUUUUGCUUAGUCAUUGCCUUCCAGGAAACAGCAGGUCCCGCGGGCCAGGCCCAGACUCCCGCGGCGGAGGCGGCGGUCUAGGUUACGAUCCCAGCGUCCGUGGCUGCAGCAGCCGCUCCCGCCUCCCGGCCGGGCUUCCCCGCGAACCCUCCCCUCGCUGCCGUCCCCUCCCGCGGCUCCUCUCGGGCGCGUUCGCAGACCCUCUCUCCUCCCUCCUCCCUCCCGGUGGCCCCGAUCUCCGCCCGCCCCGGCUCCGGCGGGCCCCAAAGCCGCCGCCAUGGGCACGGACAGCCGUGCCGCCGGACUCCUGCUGCGCCGGGCCAGCACCCUGCACCUGCAGACCGGCAACCUGCUCAACUGGGGCCGCCUGCGGAAGAAGUGCCCGUCCAGCCACCGCGAGGAGCUACGAGAUUGUAUCCAAAAGACCUUGAAUGAGUGGAGCUCCCAGAUCAGCCCUGAUCUAGUUCGGGAGUUGCCCGAUGUCUUGGAAUGUUCUGUAGCUCAUGCAGUAGAAAAGAUAAAUCCUGAUGAAAGAGAAGAAAUGAAAGUUUCUGCAAAACUGUUUAUUGUAGGAUCAAACUCUUCAUCAAUGAGAAGUGCAAUUGAAAUGGCCUGCUCUGCUCUGGGGAUUGCUCAGCUGGAUUCUGUGAUCAUCGCUUCACCCCCUGUUGAAGAUGGAGUUAAUCUUGCCUUGGAGCAUCUACAGCCUUACUGGGAAGAACUAGAGAACUUGGUUCAGAACAAAAAGGUUGUGGCCAUAGGGACCUCUGAUCUGGACAAAGUCCAGUUGGAGCAGCUGUAUCAGUGGGCACAGGUAAAACCUAAUAGUAACCAAGUUAAUCUUGCCUCUUGCUGUGUGAUGCCACCUGAUUUAACAGCAUUUGCUAAGGAGUUUGAUAUCCAGCUAUUAACGCACAAUGAUCCCAAAGAGCUGCUUUCUGAAUCGAGUUUCCAAGAAGCUCUUCAGGAGAGCCUCCCCGACAUCCGAGCAAAUGAGUGGGUGCCCCUGUGGGUACUUCGGUAUUCGGUCAUUGUUAAAAGCAGAGGAAUUAUCAAAUCAAAAGGCUACAUCAUACAGGCCAAAAGAAGAGAUUCUUAAUCUUUCAUUGGAGGGUGGCCUCCUGACUUUACAAUGUAGAAAAGUAAUUUUUUCCAAGUCAAAAAUCCCUAAGAUAUAAAAACCAAACCAAAACUUUAAAUUAUGUCAGUGAGGCAAAGAAUCUAAUCAUACUUUGACACAGUAUGUUUUCAAGUACUGUAUGCUUCCUUCCCUUGUCUCUAGACCAAUUCACUCAUAUAUGAAACAUUGUAUUGUUUUCAUUAAACUAUUGUUUUCUAAUAGAAAUUGUCUAUAAAGAAAAUACUUACAAUAUAGUCUUUAUUUUUAUGAUUAAUAAAAAUCAAUAAAAUUGUUGCUAGAUCUAUUUUGGCCAUAGGCAUCAGGGUAAGAUAGAUAGAUAUAUAUAGAUAGAGAGAUAAACAUAUCUCUCUAUCUAUUUUAUUUACCAAUAAAAAUUCAUUAAUUACUUCUUAAUUCUUAAUGCCACAAAGAUGUUUAAGUACUGUUGUUAAAACUAAAACACUGGAGAAUAUUCUUCCUAUCAUUGAUUGAAAUUACAUCUCAAAGUAAAGAGAGUAGCUGGACUCUGUGAUACUCUUAAGUAUGUUUUUUUCUUUUCAAUACAUGGAUGAAAAUUUCCCUUUUUUCCUGGCACUAUAGUGAUUUAGCCUUGUUCUUGUGCCAUAUUCUAUCUCACUUGUGUUUCCUACAAGAACAAACCAAUGUAACUGAAAAGAAACUGGUAGCAUGCUUUAAUCACAAGUGGCUGAGCUUUUUUGGAAAGCAACAGUCAGCUCCUGAUGAUCUUUAUACGUCUUGAGCUGUCCUGAAUAGUUUGCUCCCCAGCUCAUUUGGCUUCCUGGUCAGCUGAGUGUAUUAUGUGCCAAUCCCUUCUAAUGAUCACCACUAUUAGUGUAAAUGACUACCUAGAAGAAGUGACUAAAAGCCACAAAUGGGAUUUCUAAAAUGCCCUUAAUUCAGAGCCGAAGUUUCAUGGAGUAAUUUUUGAAGGUAUAGUCCAACAGUUCAAAAACAAGGAAUAAAAUAAUUGUAUUUUAGUAGUGGAAGGGACCCUAAAAACUAUCUAAUUACAUUUUACUCAUUUGCCAUUCAUUGGUUCUUAAGCUAAAAUUUUUUUCAUGCACAGGAGGCCAUAGCAGUUUAUUUGAAUAUGACCUAAAAAUUUGUAUUAACCAAAUAUUCUUUGGAUUGCAUUCAAUAUAUUUGACUCAGAAGCCAGAGGAAAUUACAGAACUCCUUUUGCUUCAACUUUCUCAGCUUAGCUAAAAGCAACCUCCUUAUAAAUAUACUAACAUUGAAAAUACCAUAUACAUUCUUUCUAUCCCAAGACUUUUUAUGCCAGUAGAUAACUUAUUUGAUAAUAGGAAUUGCCUUGUUGAAAUCAUCCACCUAAUUUUAUUCCUAGAGAUGUAAUUAUUAUCUAGACUUUGAGCUUGCCUAAAGCCUUAUAGCAUUUUUAUAUUAACUUUUAAUGUUGUGUGUUCUUGAAAGCAAGCAGUAGUUUUAGAAAUGUGAAACAUUUUUCUCACUUAACAUGUUUUUUAAACAAAAAGUUUACAAUAAUUGUUUAAACCUGCAAAAUGAAUUAUUCUCAAACUAUAAAGAGGUUCAAUGUUACAUUAAUUGUCAUUGACCUUGAGUAUGUAAAAAUUGAAAUGGUUGGGUUUUUUUUUUUUAGUUGCAUUGGUGAUGCUUCUGCUGAACGUACCCUAGGUGCAUCUUGCCUUCUUUUGCUUUGAGCUUUCUAAAGAAUAUAGAUUCAUUCUGUGAAAGGGGAGGAUCAUGUGUGUCAUUUUAAAAUGAGCCUUGUUCCUUUGACAAAUCCAGUAUGGCUUAUUGAAUUUUUUAAGCCUUUCUAAUUGGCUGUGCUGUUUCCAUAAUCUUUUUUUCUAAAAAUAUUAGAACAUAGUGAUUACUUUUCAAUUUUUAAAUAUUUAGGACCUGUUAGAAUGACAAAGCUCCAACAGUAGAAAUCAUAACUAUUAAAAAACUGAGUUUUUUAAAAAUUGUCAGUAUCAUACAUGAAGGAUUUGUUUCUAUGGGAGAUAUGUUCAGUGACAUGGAGUAUAAAUAAUUUACAUUACUACCUCUUUCUAAUCUACAAAAGAGGCUGGCAGAGUGGAGAUUGGAUUUUUCAAAAUAUGGCAAAGCCUUAUUAUAACAUUACUUGUAGUAUUCUAGCAUCAUGUGUGUAAUGUCUUGAACCUCAUCCAAGAAUUUUCAGUUUCCAGAAGGACCAAAGUCUCAUAACAUUGAUUCUGAAAACCGCACUAUAGUAGAGUAAGGCUGCAAUGUAAUACUGAUUAGGUAGAGAUUCCUACUCAAAAGAAAUUAAGUUAAAUCAUAAUUGGAAGUUUGUUUCAAACUGUGGCCUUCAAAAUUAAGGCAUUUAGAUGGCUAAGCAUAAGACAUAAGAAGGCAUUUUUCUCUGUUUGAACGAAUGUCUUUUUUUCUUCUUUCCUAUUAAUGACUGACAUAAAAAGGACUUUUUUCCCCUAGAAGUACUAAUCAUACAAAGACCAUUCAAUUAUGUAUAUUGAUAGCAGAUUUUCAUUUUAACAUUCCUACCUACUCAGUGUAUUCUAUAUUUGGGGGAUGUAAGCAGUCGACAUACUAAGGACAUGUCAUCAAGUAACUUCCCAGUCAAGAUGUACAUUUAGAGGUUAUUUUAAAAUAUUUAAUUGCGAAUUUAAACUCUUGUUUUAAUAGACUGAUGUGUGUUCUAUCAUCUAGAUAUCCAUUUUUGACCAUAUUUUUUCCAAAGUUAACUGUGUAAUGUAUCAAAGCUUCUUUUUCUAUCAACAGAUUUGUUAAGUUGGUAAAGGGUAGCUUGCUAGUGGUAUUUUUUAAAAAAAAAUGUAACAUGACUUUACUGAUAUUUUUAUAGUUCUUCAGAAUUACAAAUCUAUUUAAGAGGGGAUAAACGCUUUAAUUUAGAUAGUCCUGCAUUUUCUUGUUAUAUAUCUCUUUAGAGGUGUGCUAUAAAAUUAAGGUAAAAUAAAACAUUACAAUAUUUAUAAUAGUUUUUAAUUUUACCACAUGACUUUAAUUAAAAUAAAAGUGUGAAUUAAA